GCGCCCGGAGCGGCGGUCGGUGGCGGUGGUAGUGGCGGCGGCGGUUUCGUGGCGGCCGCGCGCUGCUUAGAAAGCGGCGGGUGGCGAACGGGCCUGGGCCCUCACUCCUGACACGUCCCCUCCCUCACCGCAUCGCGCUUUUUGAAGAAAGGACUCAUUUCGAGGAUGUUUAAUAAAUCAUUUGGAACACCCUUUGGGGGUGGCACAGGAGGCUUUGGCACAACCUCAACAUUUGGGCAGAAUAGUGGCUUUGGCACAACUACUGGAGGGGCAUUUGGAACAUCUGCAUUUGGUUCUAGCAACAAUACUGGAGGCCUAUUUGGAAAUUCACAGACCAAACCAGGAGGAUUAUUUGGUACAAAUUCAUUUAGCCAACCAGCUACUUCCACAAGCACUGGCUUUGGGUUUGGCACAUCAACAGGAACAUCAAAUAGCUUGUUUGGAACUGCAAGCACAGGAACCAGUCUCUUCUCAUCCCAGAAUAAUGCCUUUGCACAAAAUAAACCCACUGGCUUUGGGAAUUUUGGAACAAGUACUAGCAGUGGAGGACUUUUUGGAACUACAAAUACCACCUCAAACCCUUUUGGUAACACAUCUGGUUCCCUUUUUGGGACAAGUAGUUUUACAGCUGCACCUACUGGAACUACCAUUAAAUUCAAUCCUCCAACUGGUACAGAUACUAUGGUCAAAGCUGGAGUUAGCACUAACAUCAGCACCAAGCACCAGUGUAUCACUGCUAUGAAAGAAUAUGAAUGCAAGUCACUAGAGGAACUUCGUUUAGAGGAUUAUCAGGCUAACCGGAAAGGCCCUCAAAACCAGGUGGGAGCAGGUACCACGACUAGCUUGUUUGGAUCUUCUCCAGCCACCUCUAGCGCUACAGGACUCUUUAGCUCCUCCACCACUAAUUCAGGCUUUGCCUAUGGUCAGAACAAAACUGCCUUUGGAACUAGUACAACUGGAUUUGGAACAAAUCCAGGUAGUCUCUUUGGCCAACAGAAUCAGCAGACCACUAGCCUCUUCAGCAAACCAUUUGGGCAGGCCACAACCACCCAGAACACUGGCUUUACUUUUGGUAAUACCAGCACUCUAGGACAGCCAAGUACUAACACUAUGGGUUUAUUUGGAGUAACCCAAGCCUCACAGCCUGGUCUUUUUGGGACAGCUACAAACACCAGCAGUGGGACAGCAUUUGGAACAGGAACGGGUCUCUUUGGGCAGACCAGUACUGGAUUUGGUGCUGUUGGUUCGACCCUGUUUGGCAAUAACAAGCUUACUACAUUUGGAACCAGCACAACCAGUGCUCCUUCAUUUGGUACAACCAGUGGCGGGCUCUUUGGUAACAAACCAACCCUGACUUUAGGAACCAAUACAAACACUUCCAAUUUUGGUUUCGGCACAAAUACCAGUGGAAAUAGCAUUUUUGGAAAUAAACCAGCAACUGGGAAUUUGGGAACUGGACUUGGAGCAGGAUUCGGGACAGCUCUUGGUGCUGGACAGGCAUCUUUGUUUGGGAACAACCAACCUAAGAUCGGAGGGCCUCUGGGUACAGGAGCCUUUGGGGGCCCUGGAUUUAAUACCACGACAGCCACUUUGGGCUUUGGAGCCCCUCAGGUCCCAGUAGCUUUGACAGAUCCAAAUGCUUCUGCUGCCCAGCAGGCUGUCCUCCAACAGCACAUCAAUAGUCUAACCUACUCACCUUUUGGAGAUUCCCCUCUUUUCCGGAAUCCCAUGUCAGACCCUAAGAAGAAAGAAGAGAGAUUGAAGCCAACAAAUCCAGCAGCCCAGAAAGCUCUAACUACACCCACUCAUUAUAAACUCACACCCCGUCCUGCCACUAGAGUGCGGCCAAAGGCUUUACAGACAACAGGCACAGCCAAGUCACAGCUCUUUGAUGGGCUGGAUGAUGAUGAACCAUCCCUAGCCAAUGGAGCAUUCAUGCCCAAAAAGAGCAUUAAGAAGUUGGUUUUGAAGAACCUUAACAAUAGUAAUCUCUUUUCUCCUGUAAACCGUGAUGCUGAAGAUCUUGCUUCACCAACUGAUUAUCCAGAAAAUGGAGAGAGAUUCAGUUUCCUGAGCAAACCUGUUGAUGAAAACCAUCAGCAGGAUGGAGAUGAUGAUUCUCUUGUGUCACGUUUUUAUACUAACCCUAUUGCCAAACCCAUCCCUCAAACCCCAGAGAGUGCUGGAAAUAAACAUAACAGCAGUAGCAGUGUGGAUGAUACCAUUGUUGCAUUAAAUAUGCGUGCUGCCUUGCGAAAUGGGCUAGAAGGAAGCAGUGAAGAGACAUCUUUCCAUGAUGAGUCACUGCAAGAUGAUCGAGAAGAAACAGAAAAUAAUACUUACCACGUGCACCCGGCAGGUAUUGUUCUUACUAAGGUUGGUUACUAUACUAUUCCAUCUAUGGAUGAUCUUGCUAAAAUUACCAAUGAGAAGGGGGAAUGUAUUGUAUCUGACUUCACUAUUGGUCGUAAAGGUUAUGGUUCAAUAUAUUUUGAAGGAGAUGUGAAUUUGACAAACCUAAAUUUGGAUGAUAUUGUGCAUAUCCGAAGGAAAGAAGUGAUUGUCUACUUAGAUGAUAGCCAAAAACCACCUGUGGGUGAAGGGCUAAAUAGGAAGGCUGAAGUUACAUUGGAUGGAGUUUGGCCAACAGAUAAAACAUCUCGUUGUUUAAUAAAGAGUCCAGAUCGACUUGCUGAUAUCAACUAUGAGGGGCGCCUGGAAGCGGUUUCCAGGAAACAAGGAGCUCAGUUCAAAGAAUAUCGGCCUGAAACUGGUUCUUGGGUGUUUAAGGUCUCCCAUUUUUCUAAGUAUGGUCUUCAGGAUUCUGAUGAAGAAGAGGAAGAGCGACCAUCCAAAACCAGUACAAAGAAGUUGAAGACUGCCCCUAUGCCUCCUACAGGCCAGACUACCCCAUUCCAGAUGGCUCUUAAUGGCAAACCAGCACCUCCACCCCAGGUAGAGCAGGGACAGUGAAUUGAAUGGAAUCCGUGAUAACAGAAGUUGAAAGCAAGUCAUUCAGCUAAUACAAAGCUGUUUUAUGACCCCUGGAACUCUGAAGAGUACAAAUGCAUUGGCAAUCACGUUGAGACAAGUACAAGGGAGGUGUGAGGUGAUACUGGCAUCUGUUUUUUGCUUGAGAGGUUUAAAAAAUUCUCUUGCUGUUUGGAUCAUUCCUUCUACAGAUUGUCAUUCUU
Molecule: messenger RNA, 3194 nt
Organism: Orycteropus afer afer
Lineage: Eukaryota; Metazoa; Chordata; Mammalia; Tubulidentata; Orycteropodidae
Source: RefSeq, a predicted model, not a curated record